This is a messenger RNA of Athalia rosae (coleseed sawfly), 4939 nucleotides long. Its product is annotated as ATP-binding cassette sub-family C member 4-like. The coding region runs from base 184 to 4320 and encodes 1378 amino acids. Gene Ontology annotation, molecular function: ATP hydrolysis activity; ATP binding; ABC-type transporter activity. NCBI's taxonomy places the organism in Eukaryota, Metazoa, Arthropoda, Insecta, Hymenoptera, Athaliidae. Gene Ontology annotation, biological process: transmembrane transport. The transcript is spliced from 17 exons. Gene Ontology annotation, cellular component: membrane. The record is from RefSeq and is a predicted model, not a curated record.
UCACGAUCGUUGUGGUAUCGAAGUGUUAAAAAAAAAGUUUGAUUUGAAAAUAUAACGGAAAUUUCACAUCGGUCCAGCAUCGUCGAGUCCUCUCGAUUUUUCUUCCGGUCAACUACACAUCCAGUUCGAUUCAACUCAAGUCUUUAGAUCGCAUCAGGGAUAUAAAAUCGUUGCGUGGCUGAUAUGGAAACCAAGAAAACACUGACUCAAAGGAAUCCCGAAGAAAAAGCAAAUUUUCUUAGCAAACUCGUCUUCGGGUGGACAGUUCCAAUUUUUCUUACUGGGGCUAAAAAGGAAUUGGAUGUUACCGAUUUAUACGAUCCUUUGAAAUCCGAUGAAUCCGAACGUCUCGGUGACCGUCUUGAGCUCGAAUGGAAAAAGGAAUUGGCAAAAGCUGAGCAGGAAUUAACGCUCGGUGCCGAUGGAAAAAAGGGGAAGUCGAGCAAACCGAGUCUUACGAGGGCGUUAGCGCGGAUGUUUUGGGCUCAGUUUAUGCUCCAGGGUCUUCUUCUUCUUUGCCAAUGUUGCAUCGUCUACAUUAUACAAGUUAUAGUACAAGGAUGGAUAAUCACAUAUUUUUCCCCUGGUCAAAGACAUUCGAUAUCGUACAACGACGUACUGCUUUACGGCGGAUAUCUCGUCUUCUUUACAUUCCUUGUAGUGCUGCUCGGUCACCAUACCAGCCUCAGAAAUCAACAAAUUGGAAUGAAAACGAGGAUCGCCUGCUGCUCGAUGAUAUACAGAAAGGUUCUGCGCCUCAAUCAAGCUGCAGCGAGUGGUACCGCUGCGGGUCAGGUAGCUAACCUUAUGAGCAAUGACGUUGGUCGUUUCGAUUUGGUUUUUAUGUAUCUUCAUCACGUAUGGAUAAUGCCGAUACAGAUUUUGGUCAUGAGUUUUGUGAUGUGGCAAUCGGUCGGCGUUGCUACAAUCGUCGGAUUGGGCGCUAUGGUGUUGCAAACGAUUCCGAUCCAGGGAUAUUUGAGUCGGAUCAGCGGAAGGCUCAGGUCAAAAAUCGCUGUGAAAACCGACGAACGAGUUCAACUGAUGAGUGAAUUGAUUUUUGGAAUUCAGGUAGUGAAGAUGUACGCGUGGGAAAAACCUUUUGAGUCCAUUGUAGCAAAAGUCAGAGCUUUCGAGAUAAAGUUGAUAAGCUAUACUUCAUACCUCAGGGGUAUUUACUUGAGUAUAAUCGUAUUCUCUGAACGAGUCACGUUAUAUUUGACGCUGAUAACUUUUGUAUUGAUGGGAAACUCCCUCACCGCUCAAAUAACAUUUGUAUUGGCGAAUCUAUUCAAUAUACUACAACAUACUUGCGCGACGUGUUUUCCACACGCUGUAAUAAUGGCAGGUGAAGCCGCCGUAUCAUUAGAACGAUUGUCGGAAUUUUUGCUUCUCGAGGAAGUGAAAAAAUCCGAUUCUACCAAACCAGAUCACCGAGAUGGUACCGAAAAAUCAUCUGUGGCGAUUGUCUCGUCUAGUCAAAAAAAAGAGGAAGGUAUCGGAAUCGACAUGAUAAAAAUAUCAGCUAAUUGGGUCUACGGUCAACUUCCCCCAACUUUGUGUCAAGUCUCAAUGACACUUGAAGGCAAAUCUCUGUGCGCCGUUGUGGGAUCCGUUGGAUCGGGUAAAUCAUCGUUGCUGCAUCUUUUGAUGGGAGAGCUUCCGAUCGGUGCCGGGAGAUUAAAGUUUUUCAGCGGAAAGGAUCCGAACAGCAGGAUAAAUUCUGCCGAUAUUAAAAUUUCUUACGCUUGCCAAGAUCCUUGGCUCUUCUCCGCUUCGAUUCGAGACAAUAUACUGUUCGGAGAAACUUACGACGAAGAUCGAUACAAAGAGGUUACCAGAGUCUGUGCCCUGCACAGAGAUUUUCAACAGUUACCCGACGGUGACAUGAGCUUCGUUGGAGAAAGAGGGGCGGUUCUAUCCGGAGGGCAAAAGGCGAGGGUUAAUCUUGCGAGAGCGGUUUACAGAGACGCGGAUCUGUACUUGUUAGAUGAUCCUCUUAGCGCGGUGGAUCCUUGCGUGGGUCGUAUACUGUUCGACCAAUGCAUAAACGGAUAUCUGAAGGGGAAAACUCGCAUUUUAGCCACUCAUCAGAUUCAAUAUGUCUCUCAGGCGGAUCAUAUAGUUGUUCUGAACCGGGGCAACGUCGAACAUCAAGGUCCACCGAAAGGGCUGGAAUCUGAUUUCAAGAUGUUGGAAACCGAGGCGUCCCUCGAGCAGGGAGACGCCGUUUACAUUGAAGAGUCGAGCGCGUUAGAGGCGCGCACGCAGUCUGCGAAAGAAAAUAUCGACAAUCAAGAUGCAGUGGUACUGGCGCAGGUGGAAAAUACGACGGGUUUGAGAGAAGUAGAAGCUGAAGAGGUCGAAAAGGGCAAAAUGUCCAGUAAAGUUUGGACGGGUUAUUUCGGAGCUGGAGGAAAUAUUUGUUCCCUUGGUUUUUUGAUCCUGAUUUUCAUAGGUGCGCAAGCGCUUACGAGUGGUUGCGACUACUGGGUUUCCGUUUGGACCAAUUUAGAGACCCUCAGACGCGCUUUUCAAUAUAACAAAACUCUCGCCACAACCGUUGCGGACAAUGACAGCAAAAUUAUACACCACCGAAAAAAUGAAACGUCCGAUUGGUACUCGGAAGCUACCUACAACCCCGAAUCACUUUUAUACGAUGAAUUCGGUGUACUUCACUCUCACGUGGCCAUCUACGUUUACACCUUGUGUGUCGUCGGCUGCAUUUUGUUGACCCUGCUGCGAGGCAUCUUAUUUUUUGCAAUUUGCAUGAAGGCCAGUCGCCACAUUCAUGACAAAAUAUUUCUCAACUUAUCCCAAGCCACUAUGAGGUUCUUCAACACUCAUCCAUCAGGAAGAAUUCUUAACCGAUUUUCGAAGGACGUUGGUGCAAUGGACGAGCUUUUACCUAGAGCGUUGCUUGAGGCACUUCGAGCAUUUUCUGUAAUGAUUGGUAACCUGACUGUAGUCGCAAUUGUUAAUAACUGGAUGAUAUUGGUUCUGACUGUCAUGGCCUCGAUUUUCUGGUUUAUAAGAGUAUACUAUCUGAAAACUGCUCAGGAGAUCAAACGGCUCGAAGGAAUAACAAAGAGUCCGAUGUUCUCACACGUCACAUCGACGCUGAACGGGCUAACGACUAUCAGAAGUCGAGGUGGUCCAGUGGAGGCAAUAAUGCGAAAAGAAUUUGAUCAGUAUCAAGACAUUCAUACCGGGGCUGCUUAUCUCACGAUAGCAACAGCAACGAUGUUUGGAUUUAUUCUCGAUCUCCUCACAUGCGGUCUGAUCGGCUGCGUUUGUUUCUCUUUCAUUCUAAUGGACGAUGGAACGACUCUCGGGGGCUAUGUGGGACUUGCGCUUUCUCAAUCUCUAAUUUUAACUGGAAUGGUUCAGCACGGAAUGAGACAAAGUGCAGAAGUUGUGUCGCAAAUGACAUCGGUAGAAAGGGUCCUUCAGUAUUCCUCAUUGCCCAAAGAAGGGCCAUUCACAACUAAAGAUCCUCCCCCAGGAUCCUGGCCUUCGAAGGGCGGUAUAGUAUUCAAAAACGUAUCGAUGCGAUACGCGGAAAACAAACCACCAGUCUUGAAGAAUAUGAACGUGACGAUCGAACCCGGUUGGAAGGUGGGAAUAGUGGGAAGAACGGGUGCAGGAAAAUCAUCGUUAAUAUCUGCGCUGUUCUGUUUGGCGGGUGACGGACUCGAGGGUGAAAUAUCGGUGGAUCGGAUCGACACAAAAUCGAUAGGCCUUCACGAGCUGCGUCCAAAAAUUUCCAUAAUCCCUCAGGAGCCAAUCCUGUUCUCAGCUAGCCUUCGCUUCAAUUUGGAUCCAUUCGAACAGUACACCGACGCUGAAUUAUGGGAUAGCCUCCGGGAAGUGGAACUUGGUGACUGCGUACCUUCUCUAGAGUUCAAGGUCGCCGGAGGCGGAGCGAACUUCAGCGUGGGUCAAAGACAGCUCAUAUGCUUAGCUAGGGCUAUUCUUAGAAAUAAUCGUGUCCUCGUCCUUGACGAAGCGACUGCCAAUGUCGACAGAAAUACCGAUGCCCUCAUUCAAAACACCAUUAGACGGAAGUUUGCAGAUUGCACUGUACUAACGAUCGCACAUCGUUUGAAUACGAUAAUGGACAGCGAUCGGGUUCUUGUCAUGAGCGGUGGAAAAAUAAUGGAGUUCGGUCAUCCCUAUUUAUUGUUGAAAAAUCACGGGUCUUACUUUCACGAAAUGGUACAGCAGACGGGCAAAGGAAUGUCCGAGAAGCUUACCGAUAUUGCGGAAGUCGCUUACUCGCAGAAAUACGAAAUCAUCACGGAUACUACGUAUCUAUAAGUUUCUUCAGGAACGUAAACUAUGGAGAAUUAUUCAAAUAAUCGUCAUCGUCAUCAGCAUAGAUUUUAGAUAUUGCAUAUCUUUCAUGAUAAUUACAUCUCACGACCGCGAUCACCGAGAAUCUAUAGUAUUUAAAAAAUGUAGCACCGUAUAGAGUUCGAUGCAAUCUAUCGAUGUAGAUUGUCAUCGGUUGGUUUUGAUAUUAUUAUUUCUUUGAAGCCUUGUUUUCAAUUAUCGUAUAUGUUCGGCAUAUAUUUAAGUGCUAACUAAAAUGACAGACGUGUAUUUUUGUGUAAAUUAUUAUUAUUAUUAUAUUUUACACGAGAAAUGAGUUUUCGAAUGAAAUAAUAUCAGUUAACUUUCAACAAAGACGAGAAUGUUGGAUUAGCAAUAAAUUUACUUUUUAAAUUUUUCUCUUUUUUCUUUUACUGCAGGUAAUAAUAGAACAUUUGCUUUGGGUAUUAAAUAUAAUUAUACAAAUGAAUUAUAUUUACUUGAAGUAUAUGAAGAAGAAAAAAAAUUUCCUAUAAGUAAUUAGGGUAAUUAUCAGCUGAGCUGGUCAUCUUAGGAUUACAUAAAUCAUAGUAAAAUUACAUAAAUAAAUAAUAGUUGCAAAUCA